Messenger RNA from Neurospora tetrasperma FGSC 2508, 183 nucleotides. RefSeq lists its product as uncharacterized. The transcript has a single exon. NCBI's taxonomy places the organism in Eukaryota, Fungi, Ascomycota, Sordariomycetes, Sordariales, Sordariaceae. The annotation marks the transcript as partial. The record is from RefSeq and is a predicted model, not a curated record.
UUUAUUAAGAAGCUAAAAGGCGGAGUUCGCAUUUGCGUUAAUUAUAGAGGAAUUAAUAAUAUUACCUUUAAGUCCCGCUAUUUACUCCUACUUAUUAAGAAGAUUUUAAAUGUAAUUUACUAUAUUAAGAUUUUUAUAAAGUUCGAUAUAAUAGCCGCCUUUAAUUAUAUUCGAAUAAAAUAG